AUGUCACUGCUCAACCGACGAAUUCCACACCUACAAGCAAGCUAUCGCUUGUUAAAGAGAUAUCACUCUACCGCUUCCAACAUCAAACCAUUGCAAGGCAUCCGUGUGUUGGAGUUGGGCCAACUUAUUGCAGGUCCGUUUUGCGGAUCUAUUUUGGGAUACUAUGGUGCAGGUAAAAUCAAGGUUGAACCACCCAAAGUGGGAGACCCACUUCGUUUGUGGCGUCACGUAGAUAAGGAUGGUCAGAGCCCCUGGUUCCGCAGUCUUGGUCGAAAUAAGAAAUCGCUUUGCCUCGAUUUGCGAAGUGAAAAAGGACAAGAACUGGUUCGACGCUUAGCUGAGGAAUCCGACGUCAUGAUUGAGAACUUCAAGCCUGGAACCAUGGAAAAAUGGGGCCUUGGGCCGGAUGACUUGUACAAGGUGAAUCCGCAGUUGAUUUACACUCGGAUUUCGGGCUAUGGUCAAACAGGACCUUAUGCUAAGCGUCCAGGAUUUGCCUCUGUGUGUGAAGGCAUGGGCGGUUUUCGCUUUGUCAAUGGACAUCCGGGUCAACCUCCGGUGAGACCUAAUAUCAGUCUGGGUGAUUCGUUGGCUGGUCUCCACGCCGCAUUGGGUGUUGUUCUUGGCUUAUUUGCACGCAAUAAGUUGGCAAGUAGCGGCCAAAGACCGGGACAAGUGGUGGAUGUAGCGAUCUAUGAAAGUAUGCUGAAUAUGAUGGAAAGCAUUAUUCCUGAAUAUGAUCGCUUAGGUGAGGUCCGCCAACCUUCAGGCACCACAGUGACGGGGAUUGUGCCUACCAACACUUACCCUUGCAAGGAUGGCAAACAUGUGAUUAUUGGUGGCAACGGCGACAGUAUUUAUAAGCGUCUAAUGUUGGCGAUUGGACGGGAUGAGCUGGUCGGCGAGAAAUACCAGACCAAUGCUGAUCGAGUCAAAGCGCAAGAACUCAUUGAUGGUGCGAUUGCGGAAUGGACGUCCACCAAAACGGCUGAUGAGGUCAUUGAUAUUAUGGAAGAAGCCUCUGUGCCUUCUGGCAAAAUCUAUGACGCCAAGGAUAUUGUUGAAAAUGAGCACAUCAAUGCACGUGGCAUGAUUGAAACUGUCACUGUAGGCAGUAAAGAAGAUGGUCGUGGAUGGGAUAUAAAGAUACCGGCCAUGUCACCAGUAUUGAACACGACCCCUGGUUCCACAGAAUGGGCUGGUCCCGACCUUGGCGAGCAUAGUAAAGAUAUUUUACAAAAUGUGCUCGGUUUAACGGCAGAGAUUAUUGAGGAUUUGGCAAAAGAGGGUGUCACAAAAGUAAAAUGA
Radiomyces spectabilis is the source of this 1308-nucleotide messenger RNA. RefSeq names its product CAIB/BAIF family protein. Bases 1 to 1308 code for a protein of 435 amino acids. Gene Ontology annotation, molecular function: catalytic activity. The transcript has 12 exons. The record is from RefSeq and is a predicted model, not a curated record. Lineage: Eukaryota; Fungi; Mucoromycota; Mucoromycetes; Mucorales; Radiomycetaceae.